GAGGCAAACACUCAUUCCCCGUGUGAGAGCUGCUAUUAUGAUCACGCACUGUAUACUCACACUCGCAAAGUCAAACAUAAUGGGAGUGUGGCACCAGUGACACUGUGACCAGUGAGCUGAGGGUGUGAGCGCUGCUGUUGGAGGAACAGGUUGUUAAACUGUGGAACAGGCUUAUGGCCGGGUGGAGGAAUAACUGUGAUGACGUUUCAUUUUCCAGUUUGACGGCUGUUCACUCGUUCAAACCACGAGAGAAUCGCCUGCUCCACCGAGGACUCGACUCCAGAUUCACCAGGAAGCUCCUGUAGGUAAGAACCAGAUCCUCCACCAGCUGCCGCUCAGUCCAUAAUGGCCGCCACCUCAGGCACCAUGUUGCCAGAGAAACAGUUCCAGUGCCCGAUCUGUCACCAGGUGUUCACCGACCCGGUCACCACUCCCUGUGGACACAACUUCUGCCAGGCCUGCAUCCAGAGUGCGUGGGACGGCAUGGACGUCUGCCAGUGUCCCACCUGCGACCGGUCCUUCAGCCCCCGGCCUGAGACCAGCAUCAACUCUGCCUUCAAGGAGCUGGCGGACUCGCUCAGGAACAUGGUGGUCUGCUCCUCGGCCUCGCCGCUGUGUGCAGCCCAGCCCGGUGAGGUGGUGUGCGACGUCUGUGCCACCGCGUCCCUGCAGGUGAGAGCCCUGAAGUCCUGUCUGGUGUGUCUCACGUCCUACUGCGCCGCCCACCUGGAGCCUCACCAGAGGGUCUCCACCCUGAAGAUGCACAAGCUGAUCGAGCCGGUGAAGAACCUGCAGGACCGGAUGUGCAAGAAGCACGAGAGGCUGCUGGAGAUGUUCUGCAGGGACGAGCAGAAGUGUGUGUGUCUGUUCUGCACCGAGACGGAGCACAAGGGUCACCAGGCCGUCUCCAUAGAGGACGAGAGCCGGGAGAGGAAGGUCCAGAUGAAGAAGACCGAGGCAGAUUUUCAGCAGAUGAUCCGGGAGCGUCUGAAGAAAGUAGAGGAGAUCAAGAGCUGCCUGAAGCUCAGUGCAGCGAGUGCCGAGAGGGAGAAGAAGGACAGCGACCGUCUCUUCUCGUCUCUGAUCCGCUACGCCCAGGAGAGACAAGCUGAGGUCUCCACGGAUGUCGAGGAGAAGCAGGGGGCGGCGGAGAGGAGGGCGGAGGAGCUGGUCACCGAGCUGCAGCAGGAGGUCACUGAGCUGCGGAGGAGAAACACCGAGCUGGAGGAGCUGGGGAACUCUGAGGACCAUCUGCACGUCCUGCAGAGGCUUCCCUCUCUCACGUCGCCUCCACCCUCCAGACAGUGGACGGAGACCAGCGUCCACCCGGAGCUCUGCGUGGGGACGGUGAGGAGAGCUCUGUCCAAGGUGGGACACACCCUGAAGGACGAGCUGGACGUCCUGAAGAGACAAGAGAUGAAAAGGAUGCAGAAAUAUGCAGUGGAGGUGGUGUUAGACCCGGACACCGCCCACCCCAACAUCGUGCUGUCGGCCGACGGGAAGCGGGCGGGCCGCGGCGAGCUGCUGCACGUGGUCCCUGAUAACCCCCAAAGGUUCGAUCCCGUGAUCUGCGUCCUGAGCAGGAGCGGCUUCCUGUCCGGGAGGUUCUACUACCAGGUCGAGGUGGGGACAAAGACCUUCUGGGACCUGGGCGUGGUCAAGGAGUCCGUCAACAGGAAGGGGAUGAUCACGUCCAAGCCCGAGAACGGCUACUGGACGGUGCGGAUGAGGAACGGGGACGAGUACCGGGCUCUGGACUCCCCCUCGGUCCAACUGUCCCUCAGGGAGAAGCCCCAGACUGUCGGGGUGUUCACGGACUACGAGGCGGGGACGGUGUCCUUCUUCAACGUGGACAACGGGUCUCACAUCUACAGCUUCACCGGGUGUCUGUGGUCCGAGAGGAUCUUCCCCUUCUUCAGCCCCGGGGUUUGUGAUGAGGGGAAGAACACGGCGGCGCUGGUCAUCACCGCCGUCAAUCCUGAGACUUAGAGGACGAGUCUCCUGCCGCUCUGAGGCUUGAGAUGAUUCAGAAAUGAUUCAAUAUUUGAAAAUAUGAUGAAACUUUUAACCUUUAAAAGCAGCAGCUUGAUUAGAGUGAGUCUGAUGUGUGAGUGGGAACAAGGAGAAGUCUCAAACUGUCACAACCAGCUGCAGCUGAAGAGUGAAGCUGAACUGAGAUCAGUUAAAAACACACUGAGGUUAUUAAAAACCAGAGAUUUCAGUUGUGUUGCUUUAAAAGUUAAAAGUCUUGUUUUACUGCUCAUCAGCUCUUCUCAAAGAUUCUGUCCCAUAUUCACAAAUCCUGAGAUUUAAUAGUAAACUACUGAGGAAUAUAUGAAUAAAAUUACUAUUGAAAACCAUCUUUACAUUUUCAUUUUAUAUAAACUAAUCACCAUCAUUGCUCCGUCAUGUUUUGAUCAACUCAAACUCUUUAUUUUCCUUUAUCCCGUGUUGAGCCUGUAGAUUCUAAAUGAACAUGGACGACAUGACAGCUCUCAAUCACAUGCAGAUGUGUUUAUAGAGAUCAGACGAUAAACAACACACAUCACCAGGUCAGGUUCUCCUCUCUUCGCCCAAGUGGUCUCCUUUUUACUUCAAUCAGCGUUUCAUGGUACAGAGGGAGACAAAUAAAUACAGACAGAACAGAAGAGGUGUGGGUUGGGGGCAGGGGGGUGUCAAGGGACAUCAGUGAACUCUAAGUCCUGAAGUGAAAAGCAGAACCUCAUUCUAUACAGAAUAAUGGCAACUGUGUUUUUACAGUAAGUCAAGUUAAAGUCCCCCAAAACAAACACAAACCCAGGAGUGACAGGUCUGUAGAGAGAGAAAGACAAAGCGAGGGGCCCCGUCAAACAAACACAGGAACACAGUGAAAUCAUUAAAAAGAAUACAAAAAACUUGCGUCGUUGCCUUUUUUUUUUGGUAGAUUUUUACUUGAAAAAAUACUUUUAAAAAGUAACAAAUCAGGAGGAAACAGCUGCGGUGAAAGUUUUUAGUUUCACACGAUAGAGGAC
Molecule: messenger RNA, 3011 nt
Organism: Pleuronectes platessa (European plaice)
Lineage: Eukaryota; Metazoa; Chordata; Actinopteri; Pleuronectiformes; Pleuronectidae
Product: E3 ubiquitin-protein ligase TRIM39
Exons: 8
Coding region: 346-1989 (547 amino acids)
Molecular function (GO): zinc ion binding; protein binding
Source: RefSeq, a predicted model, not a curated record